ACACACACAUACACACACACACGAUGGGCUGCGGGGGGAGCAGCUGACGUCAUCAUCAGGUGGACACACACACACACACACACACACACAUGGUGGGCUGCGGGGGGAGCAGCUGACGUCAUCAUCAGGUGGACACACACACACACACACAUGAUGGGCUGCGGGGGGAGCAGGGCGGCCGCGGUGAUGGCAGGCAAACAUGAGGAGAGUCGGACCAGAGACACCGAGUCCACCUGGCUGACCAACACUGACCUGCAGGACUACUGCUGUCCCCGCCCACUUCCGCUCAACACCUAUGUUGGUGAUGUUGACAAUAAGAUGAUGAUGAUGAUGAUGAUGAUGAUGAGGCGUGCAGGUAAGGCGGAGCCUAAGAAGAGGAUGGUGACCACGGCAACUCAGUGUGGGAAGCAGAGUGUUGGCAGCAGCAGUACCAGCUGCAACCACCAGAGGCGGCAGAGACGCUCCUUGAGUGACGCCAGCACGAAGAGUCAGGAAGCCGAGGUCUCCACCGCAGACACAUGAAGACCGAGGACAACAACAAACAACAACAAACAACAACAACAACAAGUCGUCCAUCUUGUCUGCACGCCGGAGACAAGCGCCAUGCUUGUUGCCAUGGUGAUGCAGGCGGAAGUUGUGUUCCUUGCAAAGAAAACACCAGCAUGUGCCUGUCAAUCAUCUCUCCAUCCACUUCCGGCGUCUCACCAGACUUCUGGCGGGAACAACCUGAAUCUACUAAUAAAAGUAUCAAUCAAUCAAUCAAGAAGACCAAAUAAAAAGAUGGGUUACGUCAUCAGUGGCCAAUGAGAGCUCGACGCUGAAAGUGAAGUCAAGAAGAGACGUGUGUGGUGACGUCACAGCACAUAGACGAUCUUUGACAAACAGACAUGAGUUCAUUCACCGUGGAUUCUAUUUUGCAACUUUGAUGUUUUUCAUCAUUUUAUUGAUCCUUCUUUAUGUCCGGGAUAUCGAUGAUUUCAUUUAUUCAUUUUGAUUUUGAUUUCAAUCAUUCAUGUCAAACAUUUAUGUCAAAUAACUUAUGUCAUCAUUUAUAUAAUCAUCCAUGUCAUCAUUCAUGUCAUCAUUCAUCAUUCAUGUCAUCAUUUUUUUUAAUAGUUAUUUAUGUCAAUCGUUUUUUGUCAAUAAUUUAUGUCGGUCAUUUAUGUCAAUCAUUUAUGUUAAUCAUUUAUGUCAAAUAAUUUCUGUCCAUCAUUUAUGUCCAUCAUUUAUGUCAAUCAUUUAUAUCUAUUUAUGUCAAUAAUUUUUGUCAAAUUUUAUGUCCAUUUAUGUCACUCAUUUAUGUCCAUUUUUGUCAAUCAUUUAUGUCAAUUAUUUAUGUCCAUCAUUGAUGUCAAAUAAUUUAUGUCCAUCAUCUAUGUCAAACAUUUAUGUCCAUCAUUUAUGUCAUCAUUUAUGUCAAAUAACUUAUGUCAUCAUUCAUAUAAUCAUCCAUGUCAUCAUUCAUGUCAUCAUCCAUGUCAUUAAUCAUUUCAUCAUUUAUGUCACUCAUCCAUGUCAUCAUUCAUGUCAUCAUUUUUUAAAUAAUUAUUUAUGUCAAUCAUUUUUUGUCAAUUUAUGUCAAUCAUUUAUGUCAAAUACUUUAUGUCAAUCAUUUAUGUGAAUCAUUUAUAUCUAUUUAUGUCAAUCAUGUUUGUCAAAUUUUAUGUCAAUCAUUUAUGUCCAUCAUUUAUGUCAAAUAAUUUAUGUCCAUCAUUUAUGUCAAUCAUUUAUGUCCAUUUAUGUCAAAUAAUUCAUGUCCAUCAUUUAUGUCCAUCAUUUAUGUGAAUCAUUUAUAUCUAUUUAUGGCAAUAAUUUUUGUCAAAUUUUAUGUCCAUCAUUUAUGUCAAAUAAUUCAUGUCAAACAUUUAUGUCAAUCAUUUUUGUCAAAUUUUAUGUCCCUCAUUUAUGUCCAUUUAUGUCAAUAAUUUAUGUCAAUUAAUUAUGUCCAUCAUUUAUUUCCAUCAUUUAUGUCAAUUAUUUAUGUCAAUCAUUUAUAUUAAAUAAUUCAGCUCAUCAUUUUUUGUCACUCCUGUAUGUCAUUAAUUUAUGUCAUAAUUUUUUUAAAUAAUCAUUUAUGUCAAUCAUUAAUAUCAUCAUGUCAUCAUUCAUGUCAUCAUUCAUGUCAUCAUUCAUGUCAUCAUUUGUGUCAACUGUAUCAAUCAGCCCUGUGAUGAAGUGGUGACUUGUCCUGGGUGUACGCCGCCUUCCGCACUAAUGUAGGUGAGGUAGGCUCCAGCGACCCCCUGUGACUCCGAAAGGGACAAGCGGUAGAAAAUGUUUGGUUGGUUGUUUUAUGUUUAUUUAUUUUCUGUUGAUUUUGUUGGACCUUCUUUGUGUUGUGUCCUUCAGUCUCAAUACAAUGUAUUAUUAUUAGUAUUAUUGUUAUUAUUAUUAUUAGUAGUAUUAUUAUUAGUAGUAUUAUUAUUAUUAUUAUUAUUGUUAUUAUUAUUAUUAUUAUUAUUAUUAUUAAAAUUAUCUUUCACUGGGUUUUGUUCAGCAGAUGAAAAGAGAAUCUGACUCCCAUCAACUUGUUCCUAGUGAGGGCCACUUCGCAAUGAUGGCUGUUCUCAGGGGGCCACUUUAAAUGAUGUGGUGGGCCAAUGUUAAAUGACUCGACAAACAAUGUUACAUCAUGUGGUAGACCACCUUGAAUGGCAUGGCGGGCCACAAUAAAUGAUUUGACUCACCACCUUAAUUGUGUGACAAACUGCUUUAAAAUACAUGGUGGGCCACUAUAAAUGAUGUGACUCACCACAUUAAUUAUGUGACAAACUGCUUUAAAAUACAUGGUGGGCCACUAUAAAUGAUGUGACUCACCACAUUAAUUAUGUGACAAACUGCUUUAAAAUACAUGGUGGGCCACUAUAAAUGAUGUGACUCACCACAUUAAUUGUGUGACAAACUGCUUUAAAAUACAUGGCAGACCACUGUAAAUGAUGUGACGAAACACCAAAAAAAAGAUAAGGCGGGCCACCGGAAAUGACGUGAAGGCCACAUAGAAUGACAUGGUGGGCCGCGAUUAAUGUUGUGACGGACCACAAAAAAAAAAAAAAGAUAUGGCAAGCCACAAUAAAGGCCACAAUACAAUUUUGUGGCAGACCACAUUGAAUGACAUGGUGGGCCACCAUAAAUGAUUUGACGGACCACAAAAAAAAAAGAUAUGGCAAGCCACUGGAAAUUAUGUAAAGGCCACAUUACAAUUUUUGUGGCAGACCACUUUGGAUGACAUGGCGGGCCAAAAUAAUGAUGUGACGGACCACAAAAAAAGAU
Messenger RNA from Nerophis ophidion (straightnose pipefish), 3270 nucleotides. It is a transcript of the gene baalca, whose product is annotated as BAALC binder of MAP3K1 and KLF4 a. The coding region runs from base 151 to 522 and encodes 123 amino acids. The record is from RefSeq and is a predicted model, not a curated record. Gene Ontology annotation, cellular component: cytoplasm. The transcript is spliced from 3 exons. Lineage: Eukaryota; Metazoa; Chordata; Actinopteri; Syngnathiformes; Syngnathidae.